This is a messenger RNA of Bacidia gigantensis, 1194 nucleotides long. RefSeq lists its product as uncharacterized. Lineage: Eukaryota; Fungi; Ascomycota; Lecanoromycetes; Lecanorales; Ramalinaceae. Bases 1 to 1194 code for a protein of 397 amino acids. Gene Ontology annotation, biological process: regulation of DNA-templated transcription. The record is from RefSeq and is a predicted model, not a curated record. Gene Ontology annotation, molecular function: RNA polymerase II cis-regulatory region sequence-specific DNA binding; DNA-binding transcription factor activity, RNA polymerase II-specific. The transcript has 2 exons.
AUGGCCCUUGCCGUCAAGAGUACCGAUGUCCCCCGAGGAGUCAAACGAAAGGCCUCUUACGAAGAUGUCAUACCUUCUUGGGCGCCCGCAAGCCCAAGUUUGGAAGAUUGUGGCAAGAGCUUCCUAACGGCCACACGACUAAGGCGGCAUUUUGCGGCCCAUGAAGGUCGCGAAAAAUUCAAAUGUACCGUCGUCGAUUGCGGGGAAACGUUUCGAAAGCACUCGACGCUGCAAGUUCAUAUUACCAAAGUGCAUGAGGGAAAGAAACCAUUCAUCUGCGCCUUUCUCGAUGACGACGGCAAACGAUGCAAUGCUGGCUUUGAUACUGCAAGCAAACUGAAGGAUCAUGAAGGGAGACUGCAUGAGAUCAAGAGAUACGUAUGCUCAAUAUGUUCCGACAACGAAGGGCAAGCAGCUGUGGAGAAGGACAUAUCCAUAACCUUUUCCACCUUUUCAGCAUUGCAGGAGCAUCUUGCUCAGGUACAUCCCCCGACCUGCUCCGAGUGCGGCUUAAAGAAUCGGACACAAGCAGAAUUGAAAAGGCAUAUCGAACUGUUCCACAGCGGUUUGGACCUCGACCAGCGGAGGAAAUACAUCUGUCCUAAACUUGACUGUGGACGAGGCUUCACCACUAAAGGCAAUCUAAAUCAGCACAUUAAGUCAUUCCACGGCGAGAAACAAUUUAUAUGCGAGGCUACUACAUCCACAGAUUUGAAAGGACUCGAGGCAUGGGAUGGCAAUAAUGCAUGUGGAGGGCACUUUACUUCGAAACGUCGACUAGUCGAGCAUAUCCGUAACAUUCAUUGCGGUCUCAGGACGAAGCCUGCUGGAAAGCCGAGGAAUGAGAAACGAGCGCGUAAGAAAGCGUCGGCAAUAGACCAAUUGACGGCCUCGAGCACUAUGAAUGACGUCUAUGCCCAUCCAUCUCUGCAAGGAUACGUUGAACACGUCAGUUAUGAAGAUCUGGUUGCUGAGAGAGCGCUUGAUGCGUGUAUGACAGCUGCGAAUGACAUCCCCAAGGAUGACGAAGGCUUUUGGCUCGGUGGAAUCAAUAACGAGGGAAUGACAGACUCCAGUACGCAGUGGCUUCAGGAUGAGACUAACAUGAGGCAAUUGAUUGACGAUGAGUUCGGUGUUGAAGGUAUGGAUGCUGAAGAUACCCCGGGUCUCACGGUUGACCCGAAACUGAUUUGA